Messenger RNA from Chelonoidis abingdonii (Abingdon island giant tortoise), 600 nucleotides. The record is from RefSeq and is a predicted model, not a curated record. Lineage: Eukaryota; Metazoa; Chordata; Testudines; Testudinidae.
AUGGCGGCGUUGCGGGCUCUGGUUGGGGUGAAGCGGGUCAUAGACUAUGCCGUGAAGCGUGCCCUGCAGGGGACCUUCGCCUCCGCGCUGACGCUGGAGGGGGAGCAGCUGACGGUGGAGCGGGAGGUCGACGGGGGCCUGGAGAGCGUCCGGCUCAGGCUGCCGGCCGUGGUGACGGCCGACCUGCGGCUCAACGAGCCCCGUUACGCCACCCUGCCCAACAUCAUGAAAGCCAAGAAGAAGAAGAUUGAGGUGCUGAAGGCGUCGGACCUGGGGGUCGAUCUCUCCUCCAGGCUGGUCGUAGAGCGCGUGGAAGAGCCGCCCCAGCGCCAGGCCGGCGUCAAGGUGGAGACAGUGGACGACCUCGUGGGCAAGCUGAAGGAGGGGGGCCUGAUCUGAGCCCCCAGCCGCCCCUCCUGGAGCCGCUGUGCCCAGCUCUCCUGCUGCUGUGAUGGGCGGUGACCCUGGGGGUCCCCGGGACCUGGCACUGCCCCCCAUGAUUGUAACCGUGCUGCCUUCCGGCCCUGCUGGCUGUCCCUGAGCCGCUGCUCCGUCAGCCCUGGGGCUCGGGACCCAUAAACCCCGCUGGGUCUUUGGAGA